Molecule: messenger RNA, 1113 nt
Organism: Lachancea thermotolerans CBS 6340
Lineage: Eukaryota; Fungi; Ascomycota; Saccharomycetes; Saccharomycetales; Saccharomycetaceae
Gene: CPR6
Product: peptidylprolyl isomerase CPR6
Exons: 1
Coding region: 1-1113 (370 amino acids)
Biological process (GO): protein folding; protein peptidyl-prolyl isomerization
Cellular component (GO): intracellular membrane-bounded organelle
Molecular function (GO): protein binding; peptidyl-prolyl cis-trans isomerase activity
Source: RefSeq, a predicted model, not a curated record
AUGUCUAGAUCAAAGGUCUUUUUUGACAUCUCUAUCGGCGGGAUCCCCAAGGGCCGCAUGGUUUUCGAACUUUACAACGACGUGGUUCCUAAGACAGCGGAGAACUUCUACAAACUAUGUGAGGGCAAAUCAGGAAACUGCAAGUCGAAGCCCGAAAUUCCAUUGUGCUACAAGGGCUCGAUUUUCCACAGGAUCAUCAAGGGUUUCAUGUGCCAGUUCGGCGAUUUCACCAAUUUCAACGGCACAGGUGGCGAGUCGAUCUACGGUGAAAAAUUCGAGGAUGAAAACUUUACCAUGAAGCACGAUAAGCCUUUCCUGCUGUCCAUGGCCAACGCUGGGCCCAACACCAACGGCUCCCAGGCCUUUAUCACGUGUGUGCCCACCCCACAUCUGGACGGCAAGCACGUUGUGUUUGGUGAGCUGAUUCAGGGCAAGAGGAUCGCUCGCGCGAUCGAGAGUCAGGCCACUGACUCUGCCGACAAGCCGCUUUCCGACGUCAAGGUCGAUGAUUGCGGGGUGCUGCCUGCCGACUACGUCGUCCCUGAGGACGCAGAGAAAACACCUACAGACGAGUUCGGCGACAACUACGACGACUCCCUAGCAGACGACAGCAAGGUUGACCUCGAGAACGUCGACAGUGUGCUAAAGGCGGUAUCUGCCGUGAAGGAUAUUGGAACUUCGCUUUUCAAGGCUCAAAAGUUCCAGCCCGCACUGACUAAGUACGAAAAGUCAAGCUCCAUGCUCAAGCAGUAUUUUCCCCAAGACCUGCCUGCCGAGGACAUAAGCAGAGUGGACCAACUAAGGAUCUCCAUAUUUUUGAACAUCGCUCUUUGUGCUAUCAAGACUGGCGACUACCAAAAAGCUCUGACAUCUACCACCGAAGUGGUCCACGACGCCGCUGCGGACGACAAAUCCAAGGCUAAGGCCUUGUACCGUCGCGGCCUUGCUUACUACCACCUAAAGGACCCAGAGAUGGCUAUCACUGACCUUGAGUUCGCCACAACCUACCAGCAAAAUGACGCUGCCAUACUGAAGGCCAUCAGCGACGCUAAAAAGCUGAAGAAAGAACAAGUUGCCAAGCAGAAGAAAUCUCUGUCGAAGAUGUUUUCCUAA